ACUGCACAAUAACGGUGCCCGCGGCUUCAUGUGGGUUCGCACGCCUAUGAAAAGGCACGAACACGGAGAGCCACGUAAGUGACCUUCUGAUCGCAUCACACGGCGUGUGCAUUUUAAUAAAGAGCGGACAGGCAGCAAAGUCCCUGCGGGGUGAGGAGACACACUUGGAAAAAAAGACGCGAAGUCUCUCCGCGGGUCACUGCCUCAGGAAAUGAUGACAGUGUCCUCCAUCACGGCUUAGCCGCUUAAAGCGAACACUUCUCGUCUUGCGGCCAUUUCGUCUGGACUCAGCUGCCUUCGAUUGAACACGUUUGAAAGCCUGACGCGGGCUGCUGGUGGUGCUGGUGGUGCCCCAGAGGUGGAGCAGGUGCAGCGCCCGCACGCAGCUUCGCCUCGCGGGUCCCCACUGAGCUUGCUGGCCAGUGGACCAGGCUGGACAUCAUCUUUGAAGAAUGACAUCCACGAUAGAGAGGAAGACGCUGGAGGCCAGCGAGGAACCGGUGGAUGAGGUCCUCCAGAUGCCUCCAUCUCUGCUGACAUGCGGUGGAUGUCAGCAGAGCAUUGGUGACAGAUUCUUCCUGAAGGCCAUCGAGCAGUACUGGCACGAGGACUGCCUGAGCUGUGAUCUGUGUGGCUGUCGGUUGGGGGAGGUGGGCCGCCGGCUCUACUACAAGCUGGGAAGAAAACUGUGUCGGAGAGAUUACCUCAGGCUUUUUGGCCAGGACGGUCUCUGCGCUUCCUGUGAAAAGAGGAUCCGAGCAUUCGAGAUGACGAUGCGUGUGCGGGACAAGGUUUACCAUCUGGAGUGCUUCAAGUGCGCUGCCUGCCAGAAGCACUUCUGCGUGGGUGAUCGUUACCUUCUCAUCAACUCAGACAUUGUGUGCGAGCAGGACAUCUUUGAGUGGACCAAGCUCAACAAUAAUAAUAUGGUUUAGGAGGAUGUCUUCUUUCCCCUUGAUUCAAAGGGAAUGGACUACUGAUAGACAUUUCGUAUUUCCAAUGCAGGCUUUAUAAUGCAUUUGAAACCAAUAUGGGAUCAUAAAAAAAAAACAAAAAGCAAACGAGGGGCUACGUCUCUGCAUGUCUCCCUGAUGGGGACUAAUGAAGACUGCACCAGCAAUAACAGAGAGCUUUUUUUAUUGAAAGCAAAAAAAAUAAAUGCUCCAAUACUGACAAUGUUUAAAAAUGCAAUAUUGGUCAUUUGUUGUACACUGGAACUUUAGAACAAAAACAAGAUAAAAAUUAUUUGUCCAGUUUCUUGCAGUCUUUACACUGAGAAGAUCAGCAGCUUGGUUUUAUGGAUUUGUAAUUUCUUAAUACUUUCCCAGCGCUAAUUAUUUUUUAACUUUGUUAAAAGAAUGUGUCUCUCUCUAAAUCUAAACAUACAUUAACUGAAUGCUUGUUCAUUGUAACUGUAAUAUGUUAAAGCAGUGGUUGUCGGGCUUUAUUUUGCAUGCCUCCAGUAAGAAGCUGAGAAGAGAUCACCCACCUUAUCACUUCCACUAACAUAUAUUUCUUCAUAUUUUUAUGAAACAUUAACGAAACAAGCAUCGAAGCUGAAUUUAAAUCAAAUUCAAGUCAUCAUUAUAGCGUACCAAUUCAUUCAACUUAAAUUUAGUUGAUAUUUUUCCACACACAACCGAGGUCCACUUGACAGUUUGUAAAACACUCUCUUAAAGUGAUUGUUUGCCUGUGGACAGAUUUAAAAUGCUCAAAUGGCCUGCUGCAUUGGCUGUUUCACUAGAAAUGAGGUGGAAUGAAUGAAGUGGAUGUAUGCUGUGAUCGUUUCUGAAAGUUUUCAUGAAAAUUUGUGAGAAUUUAUUAGGAAAUUACAGACCUGUGAUUAAAGCAUUACCUGAUUUUCAUAUUAUGAAAAACAACAUCCACUUAUUUAACAAAAAAAAAAAAAAGUUCUGAUGAGAAUGAUUAUGUAUUGCCAGGUUGAACUGGUGGCGCCCUCUACUGGUCAAGGAACCCAUGCAAUUCUUGUUUUACUGACUUUGCAGAGGUUUUGCAUGCAUCUUUUGUAAUUUUACCUGUUCCCUGGACAUCCAUUCAAGACUUUUUGUAUAUUAACCUUGAAUUUAUUUAAUAAAUGACAAUUCAGAGCAA
Molecule: messenger RNA, 2112 nt
Organism: Oreochromis niloticus (Nile tilapia)
Lineage: Eukaryota; Metazoa; Chordata; Actinopteri; Cichliformes; Cichlidae
Gene: lmo2
Product: LIM domain only 2 (rhombotin-like 1)
Exons: 3
Coding region: 453-935 (160 amino acids)
Biological process (GO): positive regulation of transcription by RNA polymerase II
Cellular component (GO): nucleus
Molecular function (GO): transcription coactivator activity; DNA-binding transcription factor binding
Source: RefSeq, a predicted model, not a curated record